GAAUCUUGUUCUAGUCUUCUGCCUCGUCUCGUCUGGUUGGUAGAGCAAGCAGAGAAGGAGCAGUUGUGGUGUUUUAAUAACAUAAUAGAGCUACUUUAUUAACUAAGCAGUUUUUUGUUUCUUCUAAAUAGAUUCUAGAUACAAGAUCCUUCAUUUCCUAACAGUUAAUCAAUUAAUUAAUCACCUAAACCCAUUAUGUUAAACCUAAAUUCACGACUUGCAAGAGUAGGAGUUUCCAUCGCCAAACACCUCUGCACAAGGGAUUAUACAUAUACUCGAGGCGCCCGAAAUUAUUGCUUGAAACCUUCGUUUCAGAAGAAUUCAUUUACUAAUCUAUACAAGGGAGCCAUGUUUGGAAAACAUAAUUUCCUAUCAACAUUUUCUAACAACACUACUGAGGGUGGGAGUGAAGAAAAGGAAACAAUAUCUGUGACUUUUGUUGAUAAGGAUGGUGAGGAAAAGCUUCUACAAGUCCCUAUUGGAAUGUCUAUGCUAGAAGCUGCUCAUGAAAACGACAUUGAUCUUGAAGGAGCAUGUGAGGCCUCACUUGCGUGUUCAACUUGCCAUGUUAUUGUCAUGGACGUAGAAUAUUACAACAAAUUAGAAGAUCCUACCGACGAGGAAAAUGACAUGUUGGAUCUAGCUUUUGGGCUUACUGAAACAUCACGUCUUGGUUGCCAAGUGAUCGCCACACCUGAACUUGAUGGAGUUCGUUUAGCUAUUCAUGCUGCCACUCGAAAUUUUGCUGUUGAUGGUUAUGUGCCGAAACCUCACUAAUUAUUACCGGAAAUUCUGUGUACAAUGCAAAGAAUGCAGCUAUCUCAGUUUUGUAGUUUCACACCAAGUUAGAUAAAUGAGCAUUUAUUGAUCAUUGGUAUUUUUUGGUACUGAGUUUAGUCGUGAUCACCUAGCUCAUCUGUAUGACAGACCAGGGAGAUCGUGGUGCUUGCCAAUAAUCUUCUUGUACUGUAUUAUUUUUACUGUAACAGUGAAUUCUGUCUUAAGUCUUAACACUUUCUAACUCUAAAUAAAUAAAAUUUCAAAAAGGCGAAGAUGAUUCUUGUAUUUAUGAAUAUUGAUUCAUAGUAUACAACUGAUAGUUUUCCUUUA
This is a messenger RNA of Cicer arietinum (chickpea), 1110 nucleotides long. RefSeq lists its product as uncharacterized. The record is from RefSeq and is a predicted model, not a curated record. Gene Ontology annotation, biological process: P450-containing electron transport chain. Gene Ontology annotation, cellular component: mitochondrion. Gene Ontology annotation, molecular function: electron transfer activity; 2 iron, 2 sulfur cluster binding. Lineage: Eukaryota; Viridiplantae; Streptophyta; Magnoliopsida; Fabales; Fabaceae.